ACGGGGACACCUAAGAAAACUCUUCAAACACUCUUUGCUCAAAAAGUUGCCCUUCUCGGCGCUAGUGGCGGUAUCGGUCAACCAACUGCCCUGUUAUUGAAGCAAUCACCCUUGGUUUCACACCUGGCAUUAUAUGACAUCGUGCAUGUAAAAGGUGUUGCUGCCGACCUUAGUCAUAUUGAGACGAGAGCUCGAGUUACUGCUCAUGACGGUCCCAGCCACCUGGCAGAUUGCCUGAAAGAUGCCGAUGUGGUUCUCAUACCCGCUGGCGUUCCACGCAAACCCGGUACGUAUACACCUACCUGUUUACUGGCACUUCUGACAGUAGGUCCUCCGUGCAGAGGCUUCCAAAGAAAAAAAACGGGAAAAUACAAAAACAUGGAUCCAAAGGUCCAGUGGGAUACGCACAAGACUCAUUUAAUUCAAACUGACCGCGUCAGUGUUUUCACUACAAGUGUUGUAUUUAGAAAGUGCAUCAAACAUUCCUUGCCACCCGAGGCGUCGCUUUACUUUUUCGUGGUUCAUGAGAAGGAAAUUUGGUCAUGA
This is a messenger RNA of Echinostoma caproni, 546 nucleotides long. The record is from the annotation of a GenBank genome assembly. NCBI's taxonomy places the organism in Eukaryota, Metazoa, Platyhelminthes, Trematoda, Plagiorchiida, Echinostomatidae.